Molecule: messenger RNA, 3487 nt
Organism: Spinacia oleracea (spinach)
Lineage: Eukaryota; Viridiplantae; Streptophyta; Magnoliopsida; Caryophyllales; Amaranthaceae
Product: protein SUPPRESSOR OF QUENCHING 1, chloroplastic
Exons: 28
Coding region: 46-3225 (1059 amino acids)
Molecular function (GO): protein binding
Source: RefSeq, a predicted model, not a curated record
ACCCACCUCCCCGCCACUCAACCCACUAUCACUAGAGGAAAGAGAAUGGCGCUGCAACUCACUUCACCUUCCUUCUCCCUCCCUUCCUCCUCAUCCCUUUCUUCAACACCCAAAUUCUCUCUUCUCCGAUCAGUCUCCGCCGUCCGAUUGCAGUCGAGAAGCGUCGGAUUGUUCUCCCGGAAGAUGACCAAAACGACACCGUUUGCCAUGAAGGCGGAAGGAGGGGAAACGAAGGUUCUAGAAGAGGAAACAGGGAAAGAAUGGGGGAAAGUUUCAGCGGUGUUGUUUGAUAUGGAUGGUGUACUUUGCAAUAGUGAAGAACCUUCUAGAAGAGCUGGCGUCGAUGUUUUUGCUGAAAUGGGCGUUGAUGUUACAGUCGAUGAUUUUGUCCCUUUUAUGGGAACUGGGGAAGCAAACUUCUUGGGAGGUGUUGCAUCAGUUAAAGGUGUUAAGGGAUUUGAUACCAAUGCUGCCAAAAAAAGGUUCUUUGAAAUUUAUCUUGAAAAGUACGCAAAGCCAAAUUCUGGAAUUGGAUUCCCAGGGGCUCUCGAACUCAUUACUCAGUGCAAAGCUAAGGGCCUCAAAGUUGCUGUUGCAUCCAGUGCUGAUCGCAUCAAAGUGGAUGCAAAUCUAGCUGCUGCAGGGUUGCCACUUGAACUGUUUGAUGCUAUUGUGUCAGCAGAUGCGUUUGAGAAUCUGAAGCCUGCUCCUGAUAUUUUUUUAUCUGCAUCAAACAUACUUAAUGUGAUACCAAGCGAGUGCAUUGUAAUUGAAGAUGCACUUGCGGGAUUACAAGCUGCGAACGCUGCCAAAAUGAGAUGUAUAGUUGUGACCACUACAUUGUCUGAAGAAGCACUUGCAACUGAAGCUCCAUCACUUAUCAGGAAGGAUAUUGGGAACAUUACUCUUGAUGAUAUUAUCAGUGGUGGAUCUAGCCUCCGCAAUGAGAGGUUGCAGGCAUCUCAAUCUGAGGGAGAAGUGGGGAAUUCCUUCUCAUCUGGAGGGUUGCAGGCUUCAAGGAGAAAUAUUCUCAGAUAUGGGAGUUUAGGGAUUUCUGUAUCUUGCCUCAUAUUUGCCAUCUCAAACUGGAAGGCAAUGCAAUAUACAUCACCAAAAGCUCUUUGGAAUCUAGCAUUUGGAUUGAACAACCCCAGUCUUGGAUCCAAUGAAGGUGAGUCACCAUCUUCCAGGGUAAAACAGCUUGUGAAUUACAUAUCUGACCUUGAAAAAAGGGGAAAUGCUCUUGUUGUGCCUGAAUUUCCUUCUGGACUUGAUUGGCUAAAUACUGCACCCCUUCAGUUCCGCAGAGAUCUUAAAGGAAAAGUGGUAGUCUUAGAUUUCUGGACCUACUGCUGCAUAAAUUGUAUGCAUGUGCUGCCCGAUCUUGAGUUUUUGGAGAAGAAGUACAAAGAGAUGCCGUUUGCUGUUGUUGGAGUACAUUCCGCUAAAUUUGACAAUGAGAAGGACUUGGAAGCAAUUCGCAAUGCAGUUCUGAGAUAUGGAAUUACUCAUCCCGUAGUAAAUGAUGGAGACAUGUAUCUAUGGCGUGAGUUAGGAGUUAGCUCAUGGCCGACUUUUGUUAUUCUGGGACCCAAUGGCAAGCUUAUAGGGCAAAUAUCAGGAGAGGGUCGUCGAAAGGACCUUGAUAAUAUCGUGGAGGCAGCACUUCUCUUCUAUGGUGAAAGAAAGAUGUUAGAUAACACAUCCCUUCCUCUGCGUCUGGAAAGAGAUAAUGAUCCCCGGUUACUGACCUCUCCGUUGAAGUUUCCAGGAAAGCUGGCAGUGGAUGUGCUGAACAAUAGGCUGUUUAUUUCAGACAGUAACCACAACCGUAUUGUUGUCACUGAUUUGGAUGGCAAUUACAUUACACAAAUAGGGAGCUCAGGAGAGGAGGGUUUACGUGAUGGUAAUUUUGAUGACGCAACUUUCAACAGGCCUCAGGGCCUUGCUUACAACGAGAAAAGAAAUGUACUUUAUGUUGCAGAUACUGAAAAUCAUGCUUUGAGAGAGAUCAAUUUUGUCAAUGAGAUGGUCCGCACACUUGCUGGCAAUGGUACAAAGGGAUCUGAUUACAAAGGAGGAAGAAGGGGAACGUCUCAGCUCCUCAAUUCUCCGUGGGAUGUCUGCUUUGACCCUGUCAGAGAAAAGGUUUACAUAACAAUUGCUGGCCAGCAUCAGAUUUGGGAACACAAUCUAUCAGACGAAACCACCAUAGCUUUCAGUGGUGAUGGUUAUGAAAGAAACUUGAAUGGUUCAAGCCCGAUGACCACAUCAUUUGCACAGCCUUCUGGAAUUUCUCUAUCUCCAGAUAUGAAAGAGGCGUAUAUUGCGGAUAGUGAGAGUAGUUCUAUUCGAGCUCUUGAUCUCAAGACAGGAGGAUCGAGAUUGCUGGUUGGUGGUGAUCCUAUUUUCUCUGACAAUUUGUUUAAGUACGGUGACCAUGAUGGGAUAGGUGCUGAGGUACUCCUACAACAUCCAUUAGGUGUCUGUUUUGGACAAGAUGGCCAAGUUUAUAUUGCGGAUUCUUAUAACCACAAGAUCAAGAGCCUAAAUCCAUCGAAGAAACGAGUCACUACCAUAGUUGGGACUGGAAAAGCUGGUUUCAAGGAUGGUAAAUCUCUAUCAGCUCAGCUUUCAGAACCAGCAGGUCUUGUUGAAGUUGGCAAUGGAAAAUUCUUGAUAGCUGAUACCAACAAUAGCGUAAUCCGAUACUUGGACUUAAACCAAGGUGAACCACAACUUUCUACAUUAGAGUUGAAGGGUGUGCAGCCUCCAGCUCCAAAAGCCAAAACCAUGAAACGUCUGAGGAAGCGUUUAUCACCCGAUACUCAGAUUGUCAUGGUCAAUGGUGGCACAUCAACUGAGGGCGAUUUAUACCUUAGCAUAUCAGUUCCUGAAGGGUACCAUUUCUCAAAGGAAGCUCGUAGUAAAUUCAAUGUGGAGAUACAGCCAGAAAAUUCAGUUGCCGUUGAACCCUUAGAUGGGAAUCUCAGCCCGGAAGGAUCUGCUGUGCUUCAUUUUAAGAGAUCCACCCCUUCAGCUUCCUUGGGAAGAAUAAACUGCAAGGUCUAUUAUUGUAAAGAAGAUGAAGUGUGUUUGUACCAAUCAUUAGCAUUUGAAGUAAAGUUCGAAGAGGAAAUUACCGAAUCAUCUCCGGCAGAAAUAACUCUACAAUAUCUUGUGAAACCAAAAGCCAACAGAGACAGCCUACAAAUUACCAGCUAGAUCUUGAUACACCUCUCCAUUAGUAGUAUACUUGUAUAUUCCAUAACUUUUCAUUAAAACUUGAGUAUACAUAGAUCAUUAUUCAUUAAACUGGUAAAGCUAUCUACCGGAAUUGAUCACUCAUGUAAAUUUCAGUUUCAUUGCUGCAAUGGAAAUAUUUACCAGCAGCUUCUGUUUCUUGAGUUUUUCUCAGAACUCCUGUAAUGUCAUAAACUCAUAAUACUAAUCCAAAGGGGGAGGAUCUUCCUUGAUUUUCGUCAAA